Messenger RNA from Bicyclus anynana (squinting bush brown), 3290 nucleotides. RefSeq lists its product as uncharacterized. Gene Ontology annotation, cellular component: nucleus. Gene Ontology annotation, biological process: regulation of transcription by RNA polymerase II. Gene Ontology annotation, molecular function: DNA-binding transcription factor activity, RNA polymerase II-specific; RNA polymerase II cis-regulatory region sequence-specific DNA binding. NCBI's taxonomy places the organism in Eukaryota, Metazoa, Arthropoda, Insecta, Lepidoptera, Nymphalidae. The transcript is spliced from 4 exons. The record is from RefSeq and is a predicted model, not a curated record. Bases 1320 to 2795 code for a protein of 491 amino acids.
UGUUCCCCUAAUCCCUUUGUAUGUUGCAGAAGAAGAAAAUCCAUCCUGAAACUGAAAACUAGCGAAAAUCUACGAAGAAAACUUCACAAACUAAAAAUGUUCUUGACAACUUUCAAUAUUAAUUGAGUUCAAAAAUUUAUAAUGCAAAAUUUUGCAAAAAUUUUUUUUUUUGUAACAGAUUGCUAUUUUGUAGGGAAUUAAAUAUUCUGACACUAAAUUUUGAGCUUGAAAGUAUUAAAUGAAAAUGUACUGUAAUUCUAUCAUAUAUAUUUUACACGCACUCAUUUCAAAUGAAAAAUUUUAUUGUUGCAAAUAAAAUAGAAGUAGGUCAUGUUGUUAUGUUGUUUUCAAAUAAUAGUACAGAUAAAAGUAUAAUUAAUUAUUUAUUACUUGGAAAUGUGCAAAACAUUUAGAUAACUACCAUUUAUCUGAAGACUUAUCUUCAGAUUAGAUAAACUCGGAAAAUGAUAACAUUGAAAAUUCCACUUCUUUGUUUAUAUUAACUAUGAAGAUAUUAUUUGAAUUGGGGGGGCUUAUUGAUAAAUUUAAUUAAUUAUAAUUGUAACAACUAACAAUGUCAUGACUAGGCACUUAUAAAUAACAUAUAACCUAAAUUCAUUUGUCAAAUUUCAAAUAAUUCAUCCUCUCCUUUCAUCAACGGUUAAAACAAUGGUUUAGGGUUAAAAAUGCAUAAAAUCUUUAAACCAUCACAAACAUGUCUUAAAAUUUUCACGUCGGUUACAUGACUUUGAGAAGUUUCACAAAUUUCCAUCGCGUUUUAAUUUUUCACAAAGAAAUGAGCUGCGCAUUUUAAAUAUAUAUUUUAAAUUGUAUGUAUGCAUCCGCUCCUUACAAUGUCAUGUAAACGAAUUUUUAUUUAUGUACUUGUGAGGGCAUUCUCAUGUCAAUGCAGGUCAAAGUUAAAUGAGUCAUCAUCAUCUAUCAAAACUAUACAAAAAAAUCUUGUGGUUUACAAAAAAACAUCUCAAUUUCUAAAUAAAUAAACAAAUGUUUUUUUUUAAUUAUUAAUAGCUGCAUAUAAAUUUUAGAGUAUAAAAUGCUUUAUCGAAGCUUUGACCUGCAUACUUUCACACCAAACAUAAAACCCAUCUUCAUAUAUUCUAUUCUAAAACUUACCCUAACUUCCUUGCACGCUUCUGUCCCCUCCCCCAAAAAAAACGCUUGCUUCAUAAAAAUAUAUACAUUAUGUUACGUCGUAUCAUUUCUGUUUGUAGUUCUAUUCAAAAUGGUUCCUCAAAAGAUCACCUUCUGUCGAGGAGACGAUAACGGAAAACAGUACAGAUUACAAAAAGAAAGACAUGGUUUUUUCUCAAACGUGUCUCAAUACACAACGUCUUUUGAAACUGAUAGAAAUAGAUCGCUUAAAGUCCGAAAAGAAUCAACAGGUGAACAGUCAGAACGGAGGCACUACCGACGUCUGUACCGAGUCAUUCCAGCUGCCAGCUACGAGCUUUUCAGAGGACUACGAGUAUCUGAAACCGGAGCCGAUAUUCCAGAACGCAAUGCUCAACGAUACAGACUGCGAGUUCUUCCAAGAACUGGAUCUUGCGUGGUGCGACGCGCCCGCGCGGGAGGAAACAGUACAGUCCAUUGAUCAUCCAAAAUCGACCGACGCAAGGGCACACACAACAGACACAUUGCACACACCAUUCUCACCUCAGGGUUGGGACACAGUCGACGCCUCGCCGUCGACACACACCUACAACACUCACGGCUUCCCCGUCCCGCAGAGCGUGGACGAGAUGGCCCAAUUUAACACAGAACUUUUUCAUCAACCGGCCACGAACGACAAAGUUCCGUACCAAGAAGUAUUCUUGGACUUCAACACGCUCCCCGUGGUGCUGGCCGACCUGGCGCCCGAGGGAGCGGCCCAGCCGUGGCCGGCUACAGAUCUCUCUUGGGACACAGAGUACACAAAACCCAUCACAUACGACACAUUGCCCUUCAUCCACCAAGACGACUCGAUGGACAUGAAAUACGUAUCAGUGACGCCGCACGAAGUGGAGAGUACGAUGCCGAGUGACCUCAUCAUCAUCAACGAGGAGAGCGCGCCCGCGCCCCCGCCGCCGCCCCGCGGGGCGCUGUCCGUGGACGUGACCCGCUCGGCGUGGCCCGCGGACCUCAUCAGCACACCUGACGUCCUCAGCGUCGUCGAGGAGUUGGAGACUGAAAAAUGUCCACUGCUCCUCUCGGCCCUGCCGGGACUCGAACAAGACAUCUCCAUGGAGGUCACAAAGUUCGACGAGUCACCAAUACCCACGCCGGUCAUGUACUCUCUGCCGAUCACUCCAAAGACAGAGUCCGAGUCGGAGGAAGACACCAAACCGCCACGGAGAAAAAGACCAAGACACGACAGUGAAGAGUCUGACGAGACUUACAAUCCUUACACCGAAACCCACCGCGUUAGGAAGGUCGCCCGCAAAGCACCCAAGAAGGACAUCAAGCAGAUGAUACAGGCGCUGGAAGGAGUCCAACAGCAGCCGAGGAAGAGAGGCAGACCUCCAGGGAGGAGACAGAGCACCAUGUCGACCGUCAGCAAUACCUCCUCAGUCUCGACACACGAACUCAAAUACAGGGAGCUGAGAGACAAGAAUAAUGAAGCCUCGAAACGAUCCCGGAUGAAUAGGAAGCUGAAGGAACUCCAGUCAGAGCAGCUCGCUGAUGAUCUAGAAGAGAGAAAUAAUAAACUAAAGAUUCGUGUGGAACUUCUAGAGAAAAUGACAACAAAGCUGCGCGAGGCGUUCAUGACGGCCGUGCAGAAGAAAGCCGGUUAAAACUAGUUCAAUCGAGUGCUGUGCGCUUUUGUAACAGUUUGUCUAUUCUCAUAGAUAUUUAACGUCUUGAGCUUGAGCGAGUGGAGUUAUGUAAAUGACGUUUGGUUUCGGUGAAGCUCUUUUGGUGUUGACGUGUUUUUUUGUUUUAAAUCUCGGACAUGACGAAAUACAUUUUACCCGGAUUUGACUUUGAUGUAUUAAGAACUUAGUUAAUUAUUAUUGGUAAUAAUAUGAAUUCUAUAUUUGAAACACUUAAUAUAUGUUUUCUAAUAGUGUUCUGAAUAAGUUUUAUAAUACUUACUUAAUUAAGUCUAACUUAGCGUUUCGAUGCUACAAUGAGGAUCGAAUACAAAAAAAAGAAAAAAAUAUAUCUUACCAUCAAUUAUUUGUUAAUUAUAAUAAAAUCAUGCAUGGUUAUUUGAUUGCUGUAGGUUUACCUGUAUCUUAUUGUUAUUUUCUCCUAACUAUUAGGAAAUAAAUGAAAUAAUUUUAUUA